GUUAUUCAUUCCAAAAGGUAAAAUUUAAUUCAGUUUUUUCACGCGCUGGUCGAGCGUGGUUGUUUGUGCUAUUUAGCUAUGAUGAGCGGCCGCGACCUCUCUCCGUGAUAACUCCACAGUGAUUGUAAAUUUGUCAUUGUUGUUCUAGUGCAUAUUGUGAUCAGUUUGUGUUUAGAAAUGGCUCGUUUAACGGAGGAGAUGGUGAUCGCUAGAUCAAAGCAAUCGGAUUUGUCUUCCAUAAAGAAACUCAACUGCUGGGGCGCCGAGCUCGGCGACGUCAGUUUGCUGCGACGGAUGCCCAACGUCGAGGUGCUGGCGUUCAGCAUCAACAAGAUCCGCACGCUGGUGGACUUCGCGGGCUGCCGGCGCCUGCGCGAGCUGUACGUGCGCAAGAACGAGAUCCGCGACCUGGCGGAGAUCCGCCACCUGCGCCGCCUGCCCGACCUCACCAGCCUGUGGCUCGACGAGAACCCGUGCACGGCGCACCCCGAGUACCGAAUGACGGUACUGAAAAACCUCCCAAAUCUCGAGAAGCUGGACAACGUCGUCGUGCAUCCCGAGGAAGUGCAAGAGGCGGUCAGGAAGGGAGCGCACAUACCAGAUUCUGACGACGAAGGCUAUCCACAGCAACAGGAGUCGUUCAGCCAGUACCGCCGCCAGCGCUCGUGCGACUCCAGCCCGGAGCGGGACGAGCCGUGCCGCGCGCUCCGCCACGACCAGGGCAGCGACGGCUCGGCCGAGCCCGACCCCGCCGCGGAGCCCCCGCGCUCUCCGCCGCAGCCCCAGAGCGCCGCGUCCCCGCGCCGCGCGUCGCCCGACGCGGACGAGCGCUACGAGAGGUUCGAGCACCCCGCCGCGCCCCCCGCCAUGACCGCCUCGCACUACGAGCCCCGCGGGCCGCGCUCCCCGGACUCGUCCAUGCGGCACUCCGUGUCGGCGCACAGCGUGAAGGACUACUCCUACCCGCUCGACGGCGACUGGCGCCACCCGCUGCCCUCGCCGCACCACGACCCCUGCGAGCGCGACAGGAGCGAGAGUUACUCGGUGCGCGGCGAGUGGGAGCGGGACAGAGAGGGUGCGCGGGACGGCGCGCGCGAGCGGGACAGGGAGUACCCGUCGGCCGUCAUGGCGGAGCACCGCGGCUUCACGCGGCGGCCCGUGGCGCGGAACUCCAACCUGCUGUCGGCCGUGCUGUGCCUGGUGAAGGAGCUAGACUACCCCAGCCUCGAGGUCGCGGAGAUGGCCGUCAGAUGUCGAAUGGAUGAACUCGCCAACACUCACUGACAGCGAGCCGACGCCGACACGUAGCCGGCCUCGGAACACCUGUGUAGCACUCCCCCCGCACUCCCCCCGCACCCCGCCAGUGCCCCGACAGUACCGCGAAAGACGCUCUGGAUACAAACGAUAACAUCUUUUAUUGAUAACGCUAUAAAAUUCAUUUUACCAUUCGAGCACUCUGCCCAUACGUCCAACCGAAGCAUGAACAACAUUCCAGGGAGGCAGCCAAAUAAAAACGGUAGUAUGUCGUACAGUGCUAUUGCAAUAGAGUAUUUACCUCUUUUCGCUCUGCCCAAAGCUUUGACAAUACUGCUCGGAAUGACUAUAAAUAUAGAUAGAGUACUUUUUAAAGUAAACCAGAGUGGGGACAGUUUGCGGUUAUCCAUAUUUAGGAUAGAAAGAAAGUACGUUAAAUUCUAAAGUUUUUAUUUUGUGAACGUAUAAUUUUAGAACUAUAUCGUAUUAAUAUACCUUUAUUUUGAUUAAAAGUUGGAACGAAACGUAUAACCUGAAAUAGAAAAGCUUAUUAAAUAAUCGUCAUACAAAUAACAUUAGUACAGAUGUUUUUAUAACUAAAGUGGUAUUUGCCGUGAGGAGUAUUUGCAAGCGGAAUUUAAGCGAAAAGAAAUCUAACCAGUAACAAAAUAUAGGUGAUUUCGAUUGAAGUGGAGUUUACGAACUAAAAGUGUUAGUGAAUGAUGUAUCAUUUCGUCCUUAUCACACAAAUCUAAUAGUUAUAUUAUGUGAGAGAGAUAGAAAAUGUGAUUAAUGAAUUGAAUGUUUUUAGUAUAAAGCAUGACUUUAAAUUGUUAGUUAUGUACAUUGAUGGCGCGUUGGAACAAAUGUUUGGCAUACGAGUGUGGCCAAGUGGUGUUAGUUAUAGAAUAUAGAAACUAAUAUUGGCCUCAAAAAAUAACAUUAGUAUAGAUGAUAAAACGCUAAAUUGAGCAAUAUUUUGACGGUCUUCACCGGGGGUGAUUGGGGAUCUCGGAACGAUGUUUUAACGUGGCUUGCGGUAGGAGCUAAAAAUCGUCACGUAAGGAUAAAGCAUUAUACCCCCACCGUGCAGGUGGGUCGGUUUAAGCGAGUAAUUGUUAUGUGAUGGCCGCUAUAUUUGAUAACAUCAUGUUUAAAUUAAUGUGACUUUUCCCAUGUUCAAAGUAGUUUAUUUUUAUACAUUUCGAUGCACAAAUUGACCCGAUUGAUGAGAUGUAGUCUGACUAUGUCACUGUUAAAACUAUUAAACUAAUGCCCCUUAUUAAAACCUAAUUACUGACUGUACGUUUUAGUUUAUUUGUUCAGAUUGCAUAAGCUAAUCAACGAAAUUAAAAACUUAGUCAGUCAGUGGAAGUGAAAUUACAGACCUUCCUGACCGCACACGUUUUUAGAGACAUUUGUCCAAUAGGAUCGCUUAGUUUGCGCGUCUAACUUUUCAUUAUCGUGAACUGAAUGAAUAUAGUCCUAGUCCUAUAUGAGUCCGUCCUAGACACUAGGUUAAGUUGCGAAUGGACCAAUUCUUGUUUUGCCCAAUGAUUCCAAAUAACGAUUCGUUUGUAGUUUAAAAUCUACGUAACAUUGAUAAAAAUCAAAUAAAGCACUGUUAAAGUACGGUCAAAUUUGCGUAUGGUCCUACAUUCACUAAGAUAAUUUAUUUUGAUCGAGCUGGAGGUUUUGAGGGAGGGAGAGGUUUUGGGUGUUACGUUUCGAUGUUACGAGUGGACCUUCUUCGAAAUGGCACAACACCGUCUUGGGUCAUGCGCGAAUUGACCCUCGUGAAUGUAAUUGGACCAUUCCGGCUUACGAAGCGUGAUAAGCAAUUGCUGACAUCCCCGGUAGACCGACAGUUAAUUAUUGUUGGCUUAUAUUAAACGUAACAUUAUAUGCUUUAAAUGCAAAUCAAAUCAAAAUUCUUUAUUGCCAAUUUGGGUGGUUUGUAUACAGAUGAAUAGAGGAGAAACACUGAUAUGUACAGCCCAAUUCAAUAUUCCAAAUAUUCACGUGUAUUAAUGCAUUAAUAGUACUCGUGUGGGCGAUGGGCGAAAGGGUAUAUGCAUUUCAUAAAAUUAAAUUCGUGAUAUACUUAAAAAAUAAGUAAAACACGAAGUAAACAGCUGUGAAAUAUUAUACAUAUAUAUAAUACGGACGGACCGUCACACAAAAUUUUUGCAUCCAAGUGAACGCAUAAUAUUUAACUUUGCUUGGUGAACUGAAAAGCGUUUUAAUUGACUACGAAUGAUUCAUAUUUCCAAUCGGUAAACAUGUCUUAUUAUAGUUACAAUCUUUCAAUUACUUUUUAAUGUAAAGGCCGUUUAGAAAAUGUUAAAAAUAAAAGAAUAAAUUCAUAAAAAAUAUCUCUUUUUAUUUUGUUCUAUUCAUUUCAACACAUUUAUUUUCUAAAACACACUUUGCACUGAAAAGUAAUGAAGAGAUUGUUUAAAUAAAAAGCCAAGUUAGAAUGAAAAAAUAGAGUGAGUAUACUCUAUUUUUUUCAUUCGAGUUUUGUAACACAAGAAAAUGAUUUUCAGUUAUAGGUUCGAGAACUUUGCUGUUCGGAUUUUUUUAUUAUUUAUUAUUAUAUUAUAUUAAGUUUUUAUAAUUAAUUUAAAAUUGUUGGCAUAUACUAUUAAUGCUUUACUUUAUAUCAAUAAAUCGGUUAUAUCUUUUGUAUUAUAAAUUAAUGAUUGUUUAUAAAGAUUUAGCAUGCUGUUAAUAUGAUGAUUUACGUUACGUUAUUUUACGUUAACAAAAUAUAAUGCUGAUGGUAUGCAAGUGAUUGAAUCACAGGCAUGUGCUUUAAAUUGAACUUUUUUACACUUAUCCAAUAGAUAAGGUUUAAUACAACUAUUUCAUGAGCAUGUAACUUGUUUUAAGGAUAUCCCGGGUGGAUAUGGGAUAAUAAAUUUUUUUUAUCGUUGUACAACGGAAUCUAUCACAGUGAAUAAUAAAUGUUACAAUAUAAGAAAUUUAAAUAUGAUUCUAUCAUACAUCAUAACAUUGCAUAUGACUUGCUUUUAAGUUGUUUAUUUUGUUAAACAACUUCAAAAAGAACAUAAAUAUUUUCUACAACAUUUUUAAGUAGGUGCCAAUUGAAAUGUAUAAAUAACUAGGUAUAAACACCAAUUUGUUCAAAAUAUUUAUUUCUUGAUUUUUAUUUUGAAUUCCAUGAUAUAUUAUGAAAAUUAAGCUUAAUUUUCUGUAGUGUGCAAAAAGCAGGAGAAUCGUAGUAAGUAUUGUGUCAUUUAUACUCCACACCGAACAGAUCGUUGGCUGUUGACUUUACGUUGUUCGUUGUGAUUCUUCACAGAUUCGUAAUGGACGGGUUUUUAAAUUGCAUAUACAUGUUAUUUAAAAACAUUUAUUCGAUUCUAUUAUAUUUAAAAACUCAUUAUUUUGAAAAUUUUAUAUGAAACUUAAUGUUUUUCCUAAUUCUAUGAUAUUUUAUUGUGAUUUUGGGUGCAAUUUGAAUGGAUGUACAGAACUCAUCGUUUCCUUGUUCGUAUUACGGAGUUAUUGCGUAACAUGCAGACAUACAGACUGCUGGAAAACCAAACUAUAGCUGCACAUCAAAUACUCUAAAUACUUUCCGCGGCCAAGGCGCCGCUAUACGCGAAUGCAGAUGGUAGAAUCGCUUUAAUAAACAAAUCUUUACCACAGCUCGUUCAUUGGUUAAGGGUCAGGGUGUCGGUCCGCAGACCUCACUACA
Pararge aegeria (speckled wood butterfly) is the source of this 4981-nucleotide messenger RNA. RefSeq names its product cilia- and flagella-associated protein 410-like. Gene Ontology annotation, biological process: cytoskeleton organization. NCBI's taxonomy places the organism in Eukaryota, Metazoa, Arthropoda, Insecta, Lepidoptera, Nymphalidae. The coding region runs from base 178 to 1284 and encodes 368 amino acids. The record is from RefSeq and is a predicted model, not a curated record. Gene Ontology annotation, molecular function: protein binding. The transcript is spliced from 13 exons.